UUGAUACUGAUAUCCUCGUGCCAGUCAGUAGUCACUAGUAGUAGUCACUGUAGACUGUCUCAGUAUCCGCACUAGUGUCAACGUCGGGUAAAAAUAUCUUCUGGAUCAAAUGUUCCAGAUAAGCGACAACCUUGAGACAACGUCUGUCUGGUUUUCGGCGUGGAUGUUUCCUAUUCUGUUCAUGGCUGUCAGCUUACUUCUGCUUUCCUAUACUACAUGCUACUACAUGCUACUCUGGACUACUACAGUCCGACUAGGUAUUACUACCUACCCAAGUCAACAAACAACCGAUGACCUCGGUCCUACAAACCAUCCCGGUAUCUAGUAAGCGCUUCUUCCAGUUCUGGUCUCGAGGCUGUAGUUAGUGAGUCAUGCGGAUAACCAGCACAAAUAACUCCAU
Messenger RNA from Aspergillus campestris IBT 28561, 400 nucleotides. RefSeq lists its product as uncharacterized. The record is from RefSeq and is a predicted model, not a curated record. The transcript has a single exon. Lineage: Eukaryota; Fungi; Ascomycota; Eurotiomycetes; Eurotiales; Aspergillaceae. The coding region runs from base 110 to 325 and encodes 71 amino acids.